Molecule: messenger RNA, 2260 nt
Organism: Adelges cooleyi (spruce gall adelgid)
Lineage: Eukaryota; Metazoa; Arthropoda; Insecta; Hemiptera; Adelgidae
Product: mitochondrial potassium channel ATP-binding subunit
Exons: 14
Coding region: 128-2167 (679 amino acids)
Biological process (GO): transmembrane transport
Cellular component (GO): membrane
Molecular function (GO): ATP hydrolysis activity; ATP binding; ABC-type oligopeptide transporter activity
Source: RefSeq, a predicted model, not a curated record
AUAAUAAUUAUUAAAAACCGUUUAGAGUUAAUUUAUAUUGUUUAUUUGUUUUUUUCUUAUUUUAAUAGUAAAUUAGUGCUAUAUUCAAAUUAUAGUUUUUGCACAGUCUAGUUGAUCAACUGAUAUAAUGUUGCGUUUUUUUUGUUCUAAACCUAUCAACUUAAAAACAUUGCGUUUUUUUAUCGCUAAAUCAACUACAAAAUCCAAUGUGACGUAUACAAAACAUAUUAGACAAUUUUUAAAGAAAAAACCUCCGUCCACCGUGACCACGACAAAAUCAAAACUAUCCCCGCUAUGGUGUCUAGUGGGAUUUUCUGGAUAUAUUGGUUCAAGAUAUUUUAACAAUCAACAAAAUAUUGCAUUCUGUGAAAAUUCUAAACUUGAAAAAACAUCAAAAGAAUAUUUUGAUUGGAAUAAAUUUCUAUCAUAUUUAUCUCCAGAUACUUUCAAUUUACUGACCGCUAUCAUUGCAGCGUUUAUUGUAGCUUUGUGCAAUUUAAGUAUACCAAUCAAUUUACAACAAGUUAUAAAUACUGUUCUUUAUUUUGUUCGUGAAAAUAUGCAAUUCGAUUUUAAUCAAAUCGCCAAACCGUUAUCCAAACUUUUGGCGCUCUACUUAGCACAAGGAAUUUCUACAUUUGUUUGCAUAAGUAUGUUGUCCAAAGUAGGUGAGAAUGUCGCUAUUCGUAUGAGAUAUGAACUGUUCUCGUCAAUUUUACGACAAGAAUUAGAGUUUUUCGACAAAACUCGCACAGGAGAUAUUUUACAAAGAUUAACUACAGAUGUUCAAGAAUUUAAAAGUUCGUUUAAAAUUGUCAUCGUGCAAGGUCUAAAAAAUGCAACACAAUUGAUCGGUGGAGUGUAUACACUUUAUCAUACGUCACCGGAAAUGACAGCAGCUGUAGCUAUUAUUCUCCCUUCCGUUAUCGUUAUCGGUACAUUUUUUGGCUCUAUUUUAAGAAAAUUAAGCAGACAAGCGCAAGAACAAGGCACAAAAGCUACAAUUAUAGCAGAAGAAGUUGUGGGUAAUAUAAGAACUGUCCGUGCGUUUGCAUCCGAAAAUCAAGAAUGUGAACGGUUCUUGGAAGAAAUUGAAAAUAACGGUUUAUUACAUAAAAAAUUAGGCUACGGUAUUGGCUUAUUUCAGGCAGGCAGUAACGUGUUCUUAAACGGCAUUGUUUUGGGUACAAUUUUUCUUGGUGGACAACUAAUGACGACUAAUAAAUUGGAUCCUGGACAGCUAAUGUCUUUUUUAAUGGUCACUCAAAUGUUGCAACACUCGAUGGGACAGUUCUCACUAUUAUUCGGUCAUUACGUCAAAGGUGUUGCCGCCGGCUCCAGAAUAUUUGAGUACAUCAAUAAAAUUCCUAAAUCUCCACUUGAAGGUGGUUUGAAAAUACCGUAUCAUUCGUUCAAGCCUGAAAUAGAAUUCGAAAAUAUUACUUUCUCCUAUCCAACUAGAGCGGAUCAAAUUGUGUUGAAAAAUUUUAAUCUUAAACUCCCUCCUGGUAAAACUGUAGCCGUUGUUGGCUCAUCGGGAAACGGUAAAUCCACAAUUGCCGCACUGCUUAUGAGAUUUUACGAUGUCAACUUUGGCAGUAUUAAAGUGAGCGGCGAAGACAUAAAGAACCUCGACCAGACGUGGUUACGAAGGCGAGCAAUAGGACUAAUAAAUCAAGAACCUGUGUUGUUUGCAAUUUCUAUUUUAGAAAAUAUACGAUAUGGCAAGCCAGAAGCAACCGACAGUGAAGUGAUCGAAGCGGCUAAAAUCGCUAAUGCUCAUUCGUUCAUAUCAUCUUUUCCAAACGGAUACGACACGGUUGUCGGAGAGCGUGGUGUCACGGUAUCGGGAGGACAAAAACAGCGUAUCGCCAUCGCCAGAGCAAUACUCAAAAACCCGUACAUACUCGUUUUGGACGAAGCCACGAGUGCCCUCGAUACUGAAUCAGAGAUGCAAGUCCAAUCGGCUUUGGAAUCUGUGUCAAAGGGUAAAACAGUUUUAGUGAUUGCUCAUCGACUAAGUACGGUGAAGAACGCGGACAUGAUAGUAGUGUUGAACAAAGGAGAAGUUGUCGAAAUUGGCGACCACAAAACAUUGUUGACGAAAAAAGGGUUCUAUUGGAAUCUAAUGAACCAACAAACGUCAGACAAAGCUAAAGCCGCGUGAUUUUUUACUUGAAUUUUAUAGGUUUAUAACAGAUAUUAUAUAUUAUAAUGUUGGUAAUUAUAUAAAUAAAUAUAUAUAUUUUGUUAUCUAGAC